AUGUACUAUGGUAAGGUCGGGAAGCCGGGCUGUCUCAUGUAUAACGGAACGUGUGUGGAUGAAUGCCCCGAAAACAUGCAUAGGUUGAACAGUGAAUGCCGGCCGACGCCAUCUCAGCGUACGUGCGACGAACCGGUCGCAUUGUCGAUGGGAGCGAUCUGCGACUGGUCGCGCUGCGAUUGCGACUUUCCGUUUGUGCUACAUCUACCCUCGGGGUACUGCUUCGCGUACGAAGAUUGUCCGUACACCGGUCACUGUCCUCUGCUUAAGUUUCGCUAUGGCAAGUGUUAUGGCGAUAAUACCAGGCAAAUACUACGAGAGAUCCGCUCUAAGGGACUUUUUAACAAACCCCUCGAGUACCGCAAAGGGGACAACUACGAGGUAAACAAUUUGCCUCGUCGCGAUUUGCCUUCGCGCGACGUCUACGAUGGAUUGAGCAAUCGACAGACCGCCUACAUGACUGGGUACACGGGAUAUGUUCCCGGGAUGAGCUUUGCUUACGGCAAAUCGUACGGACGGACAGCUGACGACUGCAUGGCGGAUUUCUCACGGAACCAACGCCAGUUGAAGCGAAAAGCCGAUUUGAACAAGAGCUAUGUCAGAUCGCGCAGCGCCCCAAAAAUGGAGACCAUACACUCUAGGGACGAGAUCAGACGCGAUCUCAACAGAUUUACUGAGAUCAACAAAUACAAGGAAAACACAAUAUCACCAGAAUUUCCACCCAUAGCUGGCUACACAGGCCACAUACCUCGCAUCAAAGGAUCCGAAGCAUCACUCAGCCAACGUUAUCACUGUGCUGCAAAGCGGGGAUUAGAAUUAAUACAAAUUGAACGAGAAAAUAGGAAAGAACUACAAAACGCCGACGCGAAUAUUCGCGCCAUUUUAAAACCAAACGAUAAAAAAUACUCCUAUUGGAAUUGGGGAUAG
Leptosia nina is the source of this 927-nucleotide messenger RNA. The record is from the annotation of a GenBank genome assembly. Lineage: Eukaryota; Metazoa; Arthropoda; Insecta; Lepidoptera; Pieridae.